AUGCAUGUUGGUCCGGUUUUGGCGGAAAACGGAGUUCUAGCCGCCUCUCCUGGACUGGUCGAUCUUCAGAAGCAGACCCCCGAGUCCCCCACCGCGCCUCUGGAGGAGAUCCCGCAAGCUACACAGGCCAUGGAGGUCACGGAGACGGGCCGGCCACGAAGGCAAUGUCGACAGAACAUUAGCUACACCGACAAUGAUAUUGAUGUGAUUCUUGAGCAGCAUCUCUUGGACAAUGGGAGGACAAGGAAGCGGAAGGAUGUAAAUGAGAAUGAACCUGUGCAAAAGAAGAGGGGAAGGACUAAAAAGUAAGAUUUGACAAUUCUUGUGUUCUUGGUUUAGAUUCGGAUAUUGGCAUCCGUCUGUAACACAAAUCAUGGAACUUUUGGAGUAAAAUUGAUCGAACUGUCAUGAGUUUAAAAAGGCCUGCAUAGAGUGGCACCCGGUAUACCUCUGGUUUCAUUUGUGUAGUUUUAUUGAUCGGUUCUUUCAUUUUUUUAGCCGUGGAAGGGAAGAAAGAAAACGUUUUGUAACAAUGGUCUUUGACUCUUCUGAUUACGGUGAAUACGUCAUACGGCACAUAAAUUUUUCGUAGAUUCUCUACUUAGUAUAUGCGGAUACAGUUUUUUUACUUAUUAAGUGAUGGGUUUCUGUUGGAAGAUAGCUUGGGGUGGUUAAAGUGAUUUCUCUACUGGUAAAUUAAGGGAUGUAUUUGAUGGUAAAAGAUUGCUGAAGGUAGCAUUGUGUCGGUGUGGUGUUUUCAAUAGUGACUUCUUUUCAGAAGUGACAGCGGAGCUGUGACCCCAAAGACUUCGACUUCCAAAACUAAAACCGAUGAAAAUUCUUCUCAAAACAACAGUAUGGCCAUGGUAAAACAAGGAUCGGUGAAUGGUCCGUCGACUAGUUCCGCGAACUCUGGGCACGUUAUCAAUGAACAGCAGCGACAGGCAUUAAUUGCGUCGAUCAAACAUGUGGAAUAUGAGCUCAAGUUUAUGGAUGUGGAUCGACUUCAUUUCGAGAUGCAGACCAGAGACGAAGCACAUCUGAAUCCAGAUUUUAGGAGGACUUUGGUCGAUGAUUGGGUCUCCACUUCGUGUAAGUUUUGAGGGGACAUUUUUAUUUGUUUGAAAAAGUCUUGUGUGAGCCAUGUAUAAUAUUCUAUUGUUGGGAGUUGCCGGGCGAUACAAAAUGUAUUACAAUAGCUUUAUUUCAGAUGAUCAUGAAUUUCACUUGGGCCGUUUAAUGGAAUUGGCCAGAAAUCCCAACCAACAACACACUGAUACCAUCUUGCAUACGAUCUUCGUGAUGCGCGGGUUGUUGAAUGUAAAGAAUGAGGUAAGUCCCCCUUCUUUUUUAUUGUUUAUGUUUUUAGAAUAAUUUACUGAAACUCAAGAUGGAAGAACUGGUACGACAACAGAAGAAUGGGUCAAACGGAAGUGUCUAA
Molecule: messenger RNA, 1441 nt
Organism: Bursaphelenchus xylophilus (pine wood nematode)
Lineage: Eukaryota; Metazoa; Nematoda; Chromadorea; Rhabditida; Aphelenchoididae
Source: the annotation of a GenBank genome assembly